Centruroides sculpturatus (bark scorpion) is the source of this 5198-nucleotide messenger RNA. RefSeq names its product cadherin-related family member 1-like. The record is from RefSeq and is a predicted model, not a curated record. Gene Ontology annotation, cellular component: plasma membrane. The coding region runs from base 429 to 2972 and encodes 847 amino acids. NCBI's taxonomy places the organism in Eukaryota, Metazoa, Arthropoda, Arachnida, Scorpiones, Buthidae. Gene Ontology annotation, molecular function: calcium ion binding. Gene Ontology annotation, biological process: homophilic cell-cell adhesion. The transcript is spliced from 15 exons.
GUUAAAUUGCCUGGUAUCUUAUAGCAUUGAUAGUUCCAUAUGAUGGGACUAUCAAUCACCAUUGUCAGAAUACUCUAAACAUCCCUACAUUUGCACCGUAGCUGGAAACUCGACUUCUCGAUUCACAUAGUUUUGGACAAGACUUUAUUAGUUCGUCUGAUGACCCUCCACUCAAUAUUUUCAUAUAGGACUGAUAAGGACAACUUGUCGAACAGAAAGAAACUCGACAGCGAAGUGUGAUUUGGUUUAAGACAGUAGUCCCUGGUCCAUGCAAACUGCUUCUUACAUUGAACUGACAUUAACAUGAGCUUUGGCUUACUCUUUUACGAGCCAUAGCUCAUGCGUGUAGCCUGUUGCUAGUAGUUCGCCUAAAUUUCAGAUAAUUUUUAAGAUUGAUAUGCUAAUUAUACUUACUAGAUAUAUUUAAUAUGAAAAACUAUUUUGUUAUCUUAUUUAAUUAUGCAGAUGGUGUUGUUGGAAUACUAAAUGUUAGUGGAAAUGUUCAAAGAGAUGGGGAUAUAACUUUAAACGUUCAGGACCAAGACAUUGUAAUGAUAGAACCAUAUAGCAAAACUCUUAUAUUGAAAAAGAAAUUGGAUAAAGAAGGACCUGAAGGAAAAGAUGGAAUCAAGUUAGAAGUAAUCUGUAUCAGGAAAAAAAGCGAAGAUCCGAGUAUCACAAUUCCAAUUCAUAUAAUUAUUAUGGAUGCAAAUGACAACACUCCAGAAUUUGUCAAUGCACCUUAUUGUGUGCAAAUCAGUGAGGCAACAUUAGUAGGUUCAACUAUAAUCCAUACAAUUUUGGCAAUCGAUAAAGAUCAGAAGGGCCCAUUCAGUACAGUAGAAUAUUCUAUUGAACGUGGUCCUUUCUCACUCUCCGUUAAUAGUCCGACAGCUCAACGUCAACGUAAAUUGAUACCAUUGAUGUACAAGCCUUGUCCUAUGCCUACAUUAUUGAAAUAUGUUUCCAAAGUUGAUUUUACUAAGCCUGAUGUUUAUGAUUGGAUUUGGAAGAAACUAUUGAUUUCAAUCAAAGGAACACUUAAUGACAACGUUGCAUUACCAUCUCCUACUUUCUGCCACCCUUUAUAUUUGGCUUCUCAGACAUGCUAUCCAAAUUUCACUCAUCAGAGUCUUCCAAUGUUGACUCUACCUAAUCGAAGUAGAUCGAGAAGUAUAAGUCCACAACCAAGCACUAUGACUUCAUCCUCUCUGGCAGCAUCCACAUCAUCUCUUUCAGUUUCUUCAGCAACUAAUACUGUUUCUAAAAGUGUUUCUCCAGUUCACAGGCGUAGAUGGUUAACAAAAUUUUCUGAAAUAUUUAGUUCGUCAUCAUCUCAUAGUAAUUCUGGAAACACUUCCAGUGGCUUUCAUAGUCAGAGUGAUUCUCAUCUAGUUUCUAAUGAUAUUGUAGAGCAAAUGGAUGAAGGAUAUUCACCUAGAAGUGCUCUUACAACACUCACUGUUACUGUUCUAGAUGCUGAUGAUCAAAAUCCACAAUUUUCUGCUGAGCGUUACAAAGCCAGACUUCCAGAAAAUCCACAACCUGGUUCAAAACUUUUGAUGUUACCAACAUCUAUUUCAGCAGUAGAUCCAGAUGAAGGAAUAAGAGCAUCCAUAGAAUAUAGUUUCCUUGCAAAUAAUGGGGAGACAGCUUAUUUCAAUAUAAAUACAAGAACUGGUGAAAUAACACUUAAAAAUAGACUUCCUGUCAAUUUUAAGCUUCCAGUUACACUUGUUGUACGUGCAACGCAAAUUGAUAAUGAGGAUAGACAAUCCCUUACAACUGUACAAAUAAGCGAUGGGAAAACUAUCUUAAAUGAGUUUAGAUUUCUACAUACCAUAUAUGAUGCUAAAGUUUUGGAGCAUACACCAAGAGGAAUUGUUGUUGUAACUUUACAAACAAUAAAAUCCUUAGAAACAGAUGCAAAAUUUCGCAUUGUUGAAAAACAAGAAAACUUUUUAAUAUCAAAUUUUGGAGAAGUGAUGAUUGCCAAACCUCCAGAUUAUGAAGCAAAGAAGCAUUUUCUCUUCCAUGUAACAGUUUCCGAUGGACAACAGCAUGAUAUUACUACAGUUAAUAUAACAGUAUUGGAUAUUAAUGAUCAUAAUCCCACCUUCUUGCAACCUUCUUAUUUUUUUGAAGUGAAUAAUCCUAUGAUUAGAACUGGAACAGUAUUGGGAAAAGUAGAGGCAAUAGAUGAAGAUACUGAAAACACAAUAAGAUAUUCUUUGUAUGGAUUUCAUGCCAGUGCAUUUUCAAUUACAAAUAUGGGAGAAUUGCAAAUUGUUGAUGUUGAUGCCAUUAACACAACUGUAUGUUAUUUAAUGGCUAUUGCAACUGAUGAUGGUAAACCUGCUAGACAUUCAACUGUACCUGUGACUAUUAAAUUUCCAGAAGCUUUUAUUUUUCAAAAUCUUAUCAAAAAAGAUGAUUCGUACAUUCUUACAAUUGCUUUUGGUGUACUGCUUGGAAUUUUAUUUAUUGUAAUUAUUAUUCUUAUUAUUUACAUUAUGAAAUAUAAAAAUGAUCGUGAGAAUUCAAUUCAAAUUACCAAUGAAGAAAUAAACAAAUUUACUGUCAAACCAAUUGAAGAAGUAAGCAGUAGUGAUAAAUUAAUUAGUAAUAAUAGUGAAACAGAUAGAGUUCAAGAUAGAAGUGGCACUCCAACUUCAGUUCCAAUGAAUAGUUUGGAAGUUUAUACAAAUGGAAAAAGAAGAGAAUUACAUCAUACAUCACCAUAUAAAGUGACUAUGAAUGGAUUUAUGAGAAAUUCAGAAAGUGCUAUGUCGAAUUAUCCAAGUAUUCAAUGGCCAAAUGGAUCAAUUCCUCAAAGAGUAAAAACAAUUGGCUGGGAAGCCGAUUCUUCUACAAAGAUUGGUGAUGCUGAAGCAGAUAAAGAACAAGAAGCUGAAACACGAACAACUUUAAAAUUAGAAAUUUUUGAACAAACAAGUACAGAUGAAUCAUGAUAUUAAUAUAAGUAAAUGCUUUUGCUAUUUAUUACAAAUCUGUGAUAAAAGAAAGAGAAGAAAAAGAUGAUUCAUUCAUAUUGUGAAGUACAGUACAUAAAUUGCCAACAUAUCAUAUUCCAUAAACUUUUUACAGUCUAUUUACAAAAAUAUACUCUACAUUUUAUAAAAUACUACAUUGUAUUUUGUUUAAUUAUGCCACAUUUGAACACAUGUAAAAAAAAUUGUUAAAAUUUAUCAGCAAGUUCUAAUUACUGAAUAUUUUAUUUUAUUUAAUUUUAGAUGCAUAGUUUAAAAAACAAGUUAUCCUUUUAUAAAAACUGCAAGUAAUCUACAGAUUAUUUUUACAUAAAAUUCUGUUGAAGAAGUUCUGUUUUCCUUAAUUGUAUUUUUAAUAAGAAACGUAUCUUAUGUGAAAUAUUUUUCCUGCAAAAAUUUGAAUAUGAUUUGUAAAGACACUUUUUGAUAACUACAAAAUACUGACAGAAUUUUCUAUUAUUUGUAGCAUGUAUUUUUAUGUAUUGUCAAUGAACUUUUUUCUAUAAUGUUUUGAAAAAUUGAUAGCAUAUAAUGAAAUUUGUUUUUCAAAUUUAGCAAUACGUUAUCAAUAAAUUUUUUAAAAUCAAUAUUUAUUGAAUACAUUCGAAAUAAUUAGAUGUGCUUCAAGACAAAUUUUCAAUUCCUAACUGAAUUUAUUUUUAGUAUACAUUAACAAAAAUAUUUAAUAAACAAUAGUAAUGUAUAUAAAAUUUGUUCCUUUGUUUAAGAGGUUAUAAUAGGAAAAAAUUUUUUAAUUAAAAUUGUCGUGUUGGCAUUUGUAUACAGAUGCUCCAAUACAUACGAACAGGUUAAACUCCAGAGGUUUUGUCAUGAGUUAAAAACUAACUUAGAAAGUACACAGAAUAACCAUGUAUUGUUAGUGUUUGAUCCUUCAGUGUACUUAAUAGAAUACAUUAUGCUUAUUUGAAACACCUGCUACUGCUUAGUAGUUGGUGUUUCAAACAGUUUUUUUUUUCCACCUAAUGCAUUUAGUUUUAUAAUGUCAAGUUUAGUUUCCACAACAAUAAAGCCACACUUCUUGCAUUUGUCUCCACUGCUAGAUUUACUAUUUUGUUUUGGAUUUAUUUCUGAAACACUAAUUGUAAGUUUAAAAAAUUGCAAAUAGUGAAAAAUGCUGUUACUCCAAUGUGACCAACUUUGAUGCCACCUCAUGAGCAGUGAUGGAACAUCAAGAAUUCACACAAAAACAAAAUAUGAUGAAACAAUGGAAAUAAAUCUACAUUAUUUAUUUAUUAAAAAUUUAUUAUUUAUUACUGGCUAAAGACUGACUUCAACACCAUCCCACAACCAGCAAGAGAACUUCAGAAUUCACACAAAAUUUAAGUUUUAGAUAUACAGUCAAAUUGUUCACAAGUCUGAAAACUUCGAAGUUGAAUGUUCGUAAGUAUGAGCACCUGUAUUUAAUAUACCAAUAAAUUAUAAUUUAAAAUAUUGUCAACAACUAGUAAAUGAUUUAUAGUUGGUUAUAAAAUAUAUUUAAUGAAAGAGUGUAUGUAAAUGUUUACAAUCUAAUUCCAUAAUCAAUAAACCAAUGAUCAAUUUAACAGACUAAACAAUAGUAAAUGUUAACAAUCUAAUUUAUCUUACAAGUUAGUAAAAAUCAUUAAAAUACCUGCUCAUACUUUAAUCUCCAUACUCAUAUAAUGUUUAUAUAUAAAGUUUUCUUUUCCAUGAUCUUUCUAAGCACAGUUUGUUCAACAAUUAGGAACUUAUUAUUGACACAAAUAAAAAAUAUUUUAAAGUCAGUCUAAACACGAUUUAUUACACUGUCAUAAAACGAGUUUAAUUAAAUUGUCCAAUAUAAUUAAUUUAAUUUUUAUAAUCAUAAUAAUUCCUGAUCAUAUAUCACUAUAUCUUUGCACGUCUUAAGUAAUUAUUAGGAUUUAUCUUGGGUCUGCACAAUAUUUAUUUAUUGCUAUUGAUAGCAUGAAUACAGUAUCUAAAGCUUUUUUGUUUAAAUCAAUCAAUCAGUCUACCACUGCCAGCCUAAAAAUAAUUUGAAGAAAUAUCCAAAUUCUUUUAGCAAUAUGAAUAUUACUUAAUACAAUUAAUCAAUCAAUCAGUCUUUACAGUUAUCAAAUCUAUUAUUGACCUUGCAAAUUUAAGUGAAAGAAAAUUAUUUUUAAUGUAUUCAAUUUUUAUAUUGAUAUUAAUGUUUUUGUACUU